AUGAUCUGGUGUAAACACAGAAGACUAGGUCAAAUAUGUGAGUUGAGCCAAAAGUACCACACUACGGUUACUCAAAUUUCUAACGGUCUGCAACCAACAAGGAAUCUCAAAACUAAGUACCUUCUUAACUCAAGGUUGAUAAAAAGGGCUGUUGAACAUCAUGAAGCAGGUCUAUUAAGUGUAUGGCAAUUUCUAGUGAAAUGUUCAUAUUCCUGUGCUGGCUAUGAAAGAAGGCAAAGACAUUGGGCACUAGGUAUUGAACAUGAUCAUGAGUCAAAUGAUGAUGUUUUGGAAGAUGACUUUGUUGAACCAGAUCCAGAAGUACCACAAAAUGCACCAGAAGUAGUACACAAUCCAAGGAAUUGUAUGGUUUGUUUAACUACUACUCCUGGUGAAAAUGUAGCUCAACAUAUAGUGUUGCCUUGUGGUCACGCCUGGGUGUGUGAAACAUGCGUUUCAGUGUUGGAUGGUCAAUAUCAAAGAACGUGCCCAGUCUGUCGAGGAGAUGUACUUCGCUUUCAAAGAAUGUUUUUAUCAUAACUUAUUGUACACCUAUUCUAUUUGUUAAUAAUUCGUUAUUUUGUAUUAACAUACCUAUUAAAAUUUAAUAUUUUAUACAAUUGUUGUGCAUAUUAAGUACUUAGUCACCUGCAUCAUGUACUUAUAGUGUAUAGUUAUAUACUGAAUAUAUUAUAAUAUAAAAAUAUUAUAAUUAAUUUAAUUUGUUUCAAAUAUUUUUUAGAAGUGCCAAAUAUACUUGAAGCCGGUCAAUUACUGUAUUUGUGCACAUGGGAUGGUGACAUAAAGUAUUUACCAAAUUUCAAAAUAAUUCGCUUUCGUUGUUUAAAUAUAAUUUAAUUAAACCUAAAUAUUAA
Molecule: messenger RNA, 875 nt
Organism: Metopolophium dirhodum (rose-grain aphid)
Lineage: Eukaryota; Metazoa; Arthropoda; Insecta; Hemiptera; Aphididae
Exons: 2
Coding region: 1-540 (179 amino acids)
Source: RefSeq, a predicted model, not a curated record